UUUCAAAUCUGUAGUACAAGAGAAAAAUCUUUAAAGGUUUAACUAUCAUUGUUUCAUUUUUAGGCCGGGAUAUGCUUAUUCAGGGAGGUUAUGGUUGAAAAGAGAGGAUGCUGAAACCCCCAAAGUAGUCCAGACUAUCGUUGCACGAAGUGUUUGCCCUAUGCAAGGCUCUCGUACUUCAACCGAAGCUAGGGAACCGUCGUGUGCUUCGCCUACUUUUCGUCCUGGUUCCAACAGAUCGCAUGGCUGUGCGAGAAGAACGCAAUAUCUGGGAGCUUCUCGGCGUCGGCAAGGACGGGGAGGUGUCAGCCAAGCCGGCGGGGGACAGCGAGACCAACGCCGAGGCGUUUUUGGCGGCCAUACGCAGCUCGGAUAUCAGAAAAAUCCAAAGAAUCAUCGAGAAAGGAAACGAUAUCAAUGCAAAGUUGCUGCCUGAUGGUUCGACCCCGUUACACCUGGCCUGUCGAGAAGGCUUCCACGAUGUGGUGGACUAUCUCAUUGUCAAGGGCGCGGAUAUCAACAUCAGGGAUUCUGCCGGGAAGACAGCUUUGCAAUAUCAAGCACAAGCUGCAAAUAGUACGUUAGCUGCAAAUGGAUCAUUACAAGCAUCGGAAGAACAGCCAGAGGGCGCUGUAGAUGAGGUGAACAACCAGCUGAAGGCAUCAAGGUGCAAUGGCCAGGAUAGCACUGCAAACAAGAGAACGGCUGAAUCAUCUACCACCUCCUCGCUGCCACAGGACACCAGGCCGUCGCUUGCUGCUAGUAGUACUCCCAAUCUGAUGAAGCUGCAUAGCCUAAAACAGGCGCUCAGUACCACGCAGAGCAAGAGAAAGAGAGAAGGGAAAGAUCACAGCUUCUCAAACAGCAAAAGAAUACCCGGUCAGAACGGCGUUCACAGCUAUGGCGACAGUGCCAGAUCCACUACAAGGUGGUCGCCAGAAGCAAAGCGAAUCUCUUCAAAAGACGUGAGCGCUUUUAAACACAUGGGUGAAGAUGAUAGACAUAGCAGAACAGUUGCUCAAUACACGCCAACUCCAAUCUCCACAUUGAACGGAUCCAAAGCAAAAGAAACAGAGACAACCGUUCUUGAUGAUUUGGUAGAAGAGAUGCCAUCUUCGCCUAUGACGGUAACCCUUCCUGGUAGCAUCAUCAAUGCCGUAUCAAAGGUGAACGGAAAUUCGACAAUCCGAAGUAGUAGAACUCCAGAGAACGAUGAGAGAAAGUCUAUGAUGGUAAGGCAUGAGAGUAAAGUUGGUUACAGAGAUCCACGAAUCACAUCAAGAGAAGGGAGGCUUGCCGGUAUCCAUGUAACCAAAGACCCAAGACUCGCAUCAAGGAAAGUCGUUUCCCCGCUGCUGAAAACAGCUUCUGAAUCGUCAUCUAUUAAAUCAAGUGCAGCAGUAUCUAAUUAUGAAAGGGUAAAACCUGUAACUGAAGAAAGUCCUCCGGGAUUUCAGCCAAAGAAAGUGGCAGAGGAGAAAGUAUCUGAAAGCAGUGUUAAUGAUACGGGAAAACUGGCCUCGCAGCAAAAUUCACACGGUGUUAGAAGACACCUAAAGGUGUAUUCAUCAAGAAGAAGCAAAGAGAAAAGAGACGCUUUGGAUUCGAAACAAGAUGCCCGUAGCAUGGCUGAGGAAAUAGCAAGAGACUUGUUGCACAUAAUUCCCUUGUCUGAAACCAAAGCUUCAGCGGUGACGUUACAGUCUUCAGAAAGUGUGAGAUCUGUAAGGACGUUGAAAGAUAACAGUGGUGACACCUCAGAUGAAGAGAACUUGCGUAGACCUCCUCCACUUUUACAUAAAAGCAUUUUGACUGGCAUGCCAAGCGAUGUGGACGCUGAAAGCCAUGACAUUUCUCCCACAAUGACUAGUGGUACAGAAUAUGGGAUGGAAACCCAUCGCAAAUCCCUGGCAAAGAGCGAAGCUGCCGAAAAUGACAACAUGUCCGACCUUACAACUCCGCUCCAGAUCCGUAUUCCUAAACCGAGGGAAGCCAUCUUACAGAGGCACGCCUUGCCUCCUGAACUCAGUCCGCAAGGAGACAGCCACUUGCUGCAGACUUGCACAGGUGAUGAGAACGGACCCUUAGACUUGUCUUUGAAGAGGAAUGGUUCCACCCCAUCCCAUGGACAAUCUACAGGAAGCUCGAAAAUCCGAAAUACCUUGCAGCCGCCCGUCCUCUCCCCGAAACCGAUUCCUCCGAUUCCUUCCGCACUGGAGAUGGCUUCACUUCGCACACGUUCCUCCCCAGCGUUACUGUCCCCUGACAUCGCUCGCUCUCCCGUUCCAAUCAUGCAAGACUCCCCGCUGUCCGAAACAGCACGCCAUUCCCCCAACACAGUCAUGUACAACCCCCUCACCUUGCCAAUAGCAAGAGGCCUUUCAGGCCGACCGGAACAGCCUCAGAUUUUACCCCCUCUACCAAGGAGUGAAAAGAUGAGCCACCCUGGUGUAACCCCAAUUGGAGCCUCAACUGCCCAUGGCAUUCCCAUGGCAACGGUGGUUCCAAGUGUGGUUAGAAACUGGGGAGGGUAUACCCAGAAUGGCAAUGGUAUAUCUGAAGGCGCUCCUACUAGCAAUGUGUUCAUGAGACCAUCAGCAUCUGAUAUGAUGGGUCUUCUGGCAUCAGCCAGUGUGCUCACCCGCAGGACUCCAACGUUAGAGCAGCUGCUGAAGACGCCAUCGAUGGUGAACAAAUCACAGUCUGCUCCCGUUCUGAGCACUGCUGCCACCCCAUCUGCCUCGGUUACCACGGCAAUGCAUCCCAUGAUGGCAACUUCAGUCCAGAGCACGGCAACGGUUAGUUCUCCACCAAUGACAAUCUCUAAGCAUCUCGCUGAGGCAACACUGGUCCGGCCUAUUGCAACGUCAUCCCAGCACGCAACUCACACGGUAACGUCUGCCUUUACUCACGCAGUCCAGCCACUCAAGAGCUCUUCCCAAACUACCGGUUUGCUGAACGUACAGGCAAACACAAUGCCAUCCCUUCAAGCAGCUCUUCCAUUCGACAAGGAGCCUGUCGUCCACGGAGCAUCAACCCUGGUGAAAGCUUAUUCCAACUUUGAGCACGCUCCAGCCAAAACAGCCACCCAAGUACUAACUUGUCAACAAGAUUCUCCUGAGCGAUCAUUGUCACACGACAGGCCUGGUACAGUCAGGAGUACAAAGAGAGAGGUGCAGUUGGAGGGACUGGCUUCUAGAAACAGUGAUGCUAAGAUCUCUAGCAGUCCUAGUAAGGUACACGAAUCGAGUAAGCUGACAGUACCUGUAUCGUCGCCGCACCCUGUUCUCGUGGUGCCACCAAUGGUUGUCGAUUCCGGGUCCUCACCGUCAGAACGUAACAUAUGGUCCAAGUUGAUGCCGCUUGGACCUCCUGCGAACAGUCCGAGGAACAUAGCCAACAGCCCUCGCGACGCACGCGAACAGGAGGUGGCAGAGAUUCUCUCUAACAUGUCCACCCCCCUGGGGUCACCAGCUCCCCCACCCAUGGAGUCACCAUCCCCCUCUCCCCACCCCAGCACUCCGCCAAGAGAGGGAAGGGUUUUGCUGGGGGAGGGAGAGCCCAAACACGUGGGUGCCUUCCCGUGUUUGGAGAGCAUGCUCCAAAAACCUCCAUUGUCACUCUCAGAUAACACACCUGAGGCACCCAAGAUGUCGACCCCAACUAGGACCUUGUGUGCCAUGCAGCAAAGUCAAGUAAAGACCAGGUUCUCCCCUCCAGCUAAAAUCAGAAUCAGCCCGGACUCAAAAGUGAGGACAAGCGUGCCUGCAAAGCUACGACCCGGCACUGACUCGAAAACAGAACAACAAGUUUCUCACAUGACAGAAUCUCCAAACAGAGCAAACGAGCCACUCUGUGGAGAAAAACAACCAAUGCCAACGAUCAAGACAGAACCGACUGAAGCUAAAGCAGGUAAGGAGCAGGCCAAUGUCUCACCAAUGAGACUGUCAAGAUCACCGCACUCGCGACCACCUUCUACCUGCAUCCGAACCACCCCAGCCAACAUCGCUGCUAUUCUAUCGAUGAAGUCCAACAUCUCUCCGCAACGAGCUCUGUAUCCAUUGGUACCCUCCAACACUAACGCCACCACAAAUUCCGUCUCGACGUCUGGACUUCCAUUCACAAAUCUAGGCUUUUCGUUAUCGAAAAUGGGACAAUUGAAUUCCUCCUCUGGCAUUGGACCAAACACCCCGUCUCCUGCGUUUACAAGCAGUACACCUUCGAGCGCAACAGGAGUAUCACAACCGUUAGACUCAAACGUCAAGUACAGCCACUCUCAAACGAGCACACUUCCAGAGCGCAGACCAAGCGUGGAAGGUAAAGUUGUUUCUCAGUGUACGGAUGAAGAUAUGACUCAAAGCCGUGACUUCGACAAAAUGUCGAAGAAAGAAGAAAAGUUGGAUAUCCAUCGUUCAGCCACUGAUCUCCCUACGACUGAAGCAGUUUCUGUUGCUUCAUCACUUGAUGUUUCUGUUGCUUCACCAAGCAACCAAUCAGCUAACAGUCCUCCUGCUCCAGUAAGAGAGCCCUCUGAUAGGUCAGAAAGUGUGACGUCAACACCAGAAGCUAUUGUUGUGCUGGAUACAACAACAACAACAAAUGGGUCUACUAAAAAAUUAAGAAAAUUCACAAAAUUGUCAAACAGAGCAAGAAGACGAGAAGACAGAUUAAAAGAAAUCGCAAGCAAAUCGCAAAGAACUCCUGAAAAGUUGCCUAAAGAGAAGACUAAAGGUCCUAGAGGUUUGACUGUUAUUAAAAGGACUUCUGAACAAGAUGACCAGGACUGUCAACAAGAUAUGUCAGACUACUCCACAGAUAACAGAAGGGACUCAGAGUCCAGCGCUUUCAGUGACGCAGCUGACACUAACAUGGGCGGUCUCCAACGCAGGAGGUACGGGAGACGGUCGGGCCCGCUGUCACCGCGGCAGGAGAGGGAGUUCCGCCGGCUGAAGGACUCGGAAGGGUUCGUCCGAGACAAGAAACCUCCUAAGACGAUGAACCUGUAUGAAGACACGUCCUUGCUGGGCAGGGAACAGAGAUACCUACAGCGUGCCAUGAUGCGCUUCCAAGAGAUGGAACUAGCAGACAAGGGUCUUCCUGUCGAAGCUGUUGUCAGGAAAACUCCCUCGGCCAAGCCCGUUGGAGUGGCGGGUACCAGAGGCAGAGGCGGGCGGUUCGUCAGUUCACGUCCCCCGUGCGUCACGGUUCAGCACCACGGUCCAGACCAACCGCCUAAGCCUGGACAUCCACGGGGGCGUAGAAGAGGGAUGUGGCAACGUGGAGUUGAACGUCCCCGCAAGAGGAAAAGGACUGUUUCCCGGUCAUCAGAGUGCAGCAACACUCCUGAAGCAGCUAGUUGCUCCAACUUGACAAAUGAGGCAAGAAACACCACAACACAGCAGCAGAAGACGGCAGCUCACUCCUCAAGCACCAUCAGUAGGACUACAGGGGCAAAAGAAGAUCCGGAACUGUUUCGCCCAGAGAUGAUCUACAGUAGGAAGAACCACCUAGUGGUCCGUAAGCCGGGUUUCCAGGACUUCUACCCGACCAUCUUACCCACCAGGACCCGGGGGGUGGCCGCAGCCAAUUUCUCCAAGUAUGCCCGUAAGGCCGGCCAGAACGGCACCACCGCCAGUAAGAAGAUGGAGGCCCACCGGAGGGCCCGUCGGCACUGGGCUCGCAAAGCCGCCGCCGCCGAGACUGACGACGACCCGGAGAAGAGUGGCUUCGUCGACCUCAACAACCUCAAGGUCCGAAUCAACCUGAAGGACCUCUACCGAUCCAACAUGGCACAGCAGCGUAAAAAGUUGCUGAAGAAAUGCUGUUCCAGCACAGCAAACGCCAAGGUCAUUCCCGAACAGAUCGAAGCACAGCUGUCCCCGAAGAUCAAGAUCCAGAAAUGUUUGGUAACCGAAGGGCCGUCAUCCAAGGGGAGAUACUUCGCCCGUCGUACUGGAGGUCACCCGGCGUUCACCUACAAGGUGACGUCAUGUAACAUGAGCCCGUCACCUGUCCCAGAAUGCACUGCAGACGUUCCGAAGGAAGAGGCGCAAGAGGUCAGAAAACGGCCAGGCAGGAAGAGGGGUCCGCCGAAGGCUUUGAGGGAAGACGUCGUGAACUUGUCGACGAAACCAGGAGGGAAAAGGAAAUACAAGUCGAGACAUCUGGAGCCAGAGGAAGAACCAAUACCCACUCCUGCAAGAGCCAAAGAGGAGGAAAUUCCGACUGUUGAUAUGGAGCUGAUUCACAUAAAGCAAGAGCCUCUGAGUGAUGAAGAAACUGUGGAGUAUGAUCAACCGGAGGAGGCAGAAGUAGAAGAGGAGGAUGAGGAGGCAGUACCACACCCUGACUUGCCUCCCAUGCCACCUGAGAUGAAGAAGCUCCUCAUACAGAAGAGUUCUGGGGAAACUGUCUUGCACCGAGCUUCUAGACUGGGCUACGAGGAGGUAGUGCGUUACUGUCUGGAGACUCGCUACGUUGAUGUUAACUCCCAGGACAACGCCGGUUACAGUCCGCUACAUGAGGCGUGUGUCAGGGGCCACAUGGCUAUCGUUCAAGACCUGAUACUGUUUGGUGGAGACGUGAACUGUAGCGCUCAGGACGGCACAAGACCCAUCCAUGACGCUGUAGAGAACGACCACGUGGAGAUAGUGCGGAUGUUGCUGAGUUACGGCGCGGACCCGUGCCUGGCCACCUACUCCGGCCGCACCAUCUCCUCCCUCUGCCGCAGUGAGACCAUGGAGAGGUUCAUCACAGAACAUUUCCGAGACCUGGCGGGUCGAGAAGAGAACGACAGUAACGAGGGAACUUGGGAGUUCAGCGGAUCGUGUGCCAUCAUGGAAGACCGGUCGGAAGGGAACGGUAUGGACGUCUUUGCCGACAUUCCGAAGGAGGAGGAAUCUGAUCUUGACGACUUGGAGUUUGAAAUCUCAGAACGUCCCCAUCUACCAUCGUACAAUCUUCUUAUCGAUCUCAGAGAGGGGUGCCGGAACUACUUACUUGUCGAUGACGUCAUCACCCAGCUAGAGAUCUCACGUGACCAGCUCAUGACCAAACUGGCCAAUCAGACUCCCGUGUGCGUGAGUAAGAGCAGCUUCCUCUCACAGAUCUCCGAGAGCCAAGUAACUGAAGUUCCCAGCGGAUUCGUGGCGUGCUCUGGUUCGGAGGAACAGGCGAGAAACAGCCCUCCCCUAUCGGCCUCCGAUUCAACUUCUCCCGGCGCCGUCCUUGAAAAAGAUCAAGAAGUUCCCGGUGGAACAUCCUUCGCUAAGAGCUUCCCCUUUGGAGAACGUAAAGUGCCCGACCAAGCACACGUUGCAGAAAACAGCAUCAGUUCACCAAGUGGUGACGUGGAAACAAAACUGGACAGCGAGACCACGCUUGAAUCGUACGACUAUGACGUGAACCUAGAGAGAGAAGGUGAGAGAAACUUGUCGGACACAUUGCUGACCAUUGGCGACUUGAGGGAAGACGCCCGACACACGGGCGACUGUCGUACGACAGUCGUGCAAGAAUCACAGGAAAGACAAGAACAGCUUGACGUAGAACGUGAAAACGUUGAUGGAGGUUAUUCAGUUGAGGAGAGCGCUUCAAGUAUCCAAGUAGCAAAACGUGAAGGCCAAAACUCUUGUGUAUUUGCAAACGUCAACGAUCAGUCACUUUGCAGAAAGACAGAAGAAUACACAGACAAUGAAGCAAACCAGCCUUUCAGUACCAAGGACAGUUUUGAAGGAUGCGAGAUACAAACAGCAAGAAGUGAGGGAAAUCUGGAUACAGGGAAGAAGAUGGUCGACAGGACUGGAGAAACGUACAUCGUAACCGAGAACGAAGAAUCCUCGGUGGGUCAAAACACAGACGUCCAGGAAAACCAAGAUGACGAAGACGCGCAUUGUUCUCAAACUGAAGGAAAUUUGGAAAAUGAUGAUGUGUUGAUGGAAGAAAUUGAAAGCGUUGAUGAAAGGCAAAGGAGGGCAGAGGAGCAACUGUUCGAAGAAACUCACGAAACAAGCUCUACUUGUGGGUCAAGUUCUGGGACACAGACAAACAUGACCGACGUGACAGACAAUACAGAUAACGAUACUCGUCAUGCUAGCAACAGUCCGCCAUUGUCAGACAUCGCUGGAAGUAGUAGUAACGGACAUAAUCAGUCGCCUAUUUCGUUCGGAACGGAAAAUUCCAACGUUUGGCAAGAUACAAACAGCAGUAACCAAUCGAAUGACGUACUUAUAGGCCAAUCAGGACACGAGCCAGCUGGCAGCCAAUCAGAACUGAGCGUUGAUAGCGACAGAGCAAAUCUAUUGGUCAAGCUCGGAGCCAAUGAGGAUGCGGCACGAACAGAAUCCGUUGUGACGAAGUACGCAGAUGGAAUGGUGUGCAGUUUUGAGACAGCGUCCAGGAAAACCGAAGAGUCUGUUGUGGAGUUGUUGGAAUUGACUUCCGGCCUCAAAGAACUUCUUGGAAUUCUUACCGAAAAGCUGUAGAGUUGAACAAGUCAAAUUAUAACUGUUUUGUUACGUAUUCUGUUAUUAAAGGCAUAUAUAGGUUAAAGCACACAACACACGGAGAGUCAUCUUGUUGUUACAGAAGAGGUUGGACUAACCGUUGGAGUAUAUAGAUACUUGUAUCUAACUCUACUUCACCUUUUUCCGCGGGGUAACCUAUAUCCGUUGUUUUGAAAACGGGUUCUUCAGGGAUAUUAGGUUGACGAACGGUGGAGUCAAAUUGCCAUGCAACAAUAUGUAUCCCAAAAUACCCUAUCUAAAAAAGAACGCAUAUAGGUUACCCCAUGGACAAACGUGAACUAGCGUUACUAGGAGUGGUCUCAGUGGUGCAUUUUCUUAGUAUUUCCAUUUAACGUUUCUUGACAUUAGCACAUAGUGUGUGUAUAAACGUAUACACGAAUAAUUGUACAUGGCUGCUUUGGUUCACUGCCCGUAGUAUACUUUAACGUGUAUAUUUUUGGUGUGUUUAUUCCGGAGUUGGUUUUCAGCUGUAAAUAUUCGCGUUUGGUGUUUUGUUUGUUUAUUAUAGUUUCAAUAGGGCAGUGAGGUUGUACAAAUAUUGUACAUAAUGUUUAUGGAAGGUACAAGUAAAUCAGACACGUUAUUAGAAAGAAGAGUACAUAGUGUAAAGAUUUCUAUGAGAGAUUUUUUGACUGAAAAUAUAUAAAAGGUACAGCUAAAAAGUUCUUGUAUAGAGGGCAGUCUUCCGAAGGAUUCGAAAGUGGUUCCACGGAAAAGCAGAGGUUAUAUUGUUACAUUUGCGAGAACGUAUUACAAUCAGACAAUAAAGAACACAUACCAGCUUC
Branchiostoma floridae (Florida lancelet) is the source of this 9307-nucleotide messenger RNA. RefSeq lists its product as uncharacterized. The coding region runs from base 243 to 8480 and encodes 2745 amino acids. NCBI's taxonomy places the organism in Eukaryota, Metazoa, Chordata, Leptocardii, Amphioxiformes, Branchiostomatidae. The transcript has 17 exons. Gene Ontology annotation, molecular function: protein binding; transcription corepressor activity. The record is from RefSeq and is a predicted model, not a curated record. Gene Ontology annotation, cellular component: nucleus. Gene Ontology annotation, biological process: negative regulation of transcription by RNA polymerase II.